Molecule: messenger RNA, 2020 nt
Organism: Rattus norvegicus (Norway rat)
Lineage: Eukaryota; Metazoa; Chordata; Mammalia; Rodentia; Muridae
Gene: Lta4h
Product: leukotriene A4 hydrolase
Exons: 19
Coding region: 94-1929 (611 amino acids)
Biological process (GO): peptide catabolic process; proteolysis; leukotriene biosynthetic process
Cellular component (GO): cytoplasm; cytosol
Molecular function (GO): zinc ion binding; metallopeptidase activity; metalloaminopeptidase activity
Source: RefSeq, marked provisional
CCUCUAUGCUUCCCUCCUUUCUCAGGCUUGCGGUGAAAGUCUGGCGGUAGAGUGUCUGGGUGCUGGUUGACGUGCGGCGGAUCUCCCACAACCAUGCCUGAGGUCGCGGAUACUUGUUCCUUGGCUUCUCCAGCCUCGGUCUGCCGAACCCAGCACCUCCAUCUUCGCUGCAGCGUCGACUUCGCUCGCCGGGCACUGACCGGGACCGCCGCGCUCACGGUCCAGUCACAGGAGGAUAAUCUGCGCAGCCUGACUUUGGAUACAAAAGACCUUACGAUAGAAAAAGUGGUGAUCAACGGACAAGAAGUCAAAUACACUCUUGGAGAAAGCCAGGGUUACAAAGGAUCGCCGAUGGAAAUCUCCCUUCCCAUCGCUCUGAGCAAAAAUCAAGAGGUCGUUAUAGAGAUUUCCUUCGAGACAUCUCCCAAGUCCUCGGCCCUUCAGUGGCUCACUCCCGAGCAGACUUCAGGAAAGCAGCAUCCAUACCUCUUCAGUCAGUGCCAGGCCAUCCACUGCAGGGCAAUCCUCCCUUGCCAAGACACUCCUUCUGUGAAGUUAACCUACACCGCAGAGGUAUCUGUCCCCAAAGAACUGGUGGCUCUCAUGAGUGCCAUCCGUGAUGGAGAAGCCCCUGACCCAGAAGACCCCAGCAGGAAGAUAUACAGAUUUAACCAGAGGGUUCCCAUACCGUGCUACCUGAUUGCUUUAGUCGUUGGCGCUUUAGAAAGCAGGCAAAUUGGCCCAAGAACUCUGGUGUGGUCUGAGAAAGAGCAGGUGGAGAAGUCUGCUUAUGAAUUCUCUGAGACUGAAUCCAUGCUUAAAAUUGCAGAAGAUCUGGGGGGACCCUAUGUUUGGGGACAGUACGACCUGUUGGUCCUGCCCCCAUCCUUCCCGUACGGAGGCAUGGAGAAUCCUUGUCUCACAUUCGUAACCCCUACUCUAUUGGCAGGUGACAAGUCACUCUCUAAUGUUAUUGCACACGAAAUAUCGCAUAGCUGGACAGGGAACCUAGUGACUAACAAGACUUGGGAUCACUUCUGGUUAAACGAAGGACAUACCGUCUAUUUAGAGCGCCACAUUUGUGGGCGGUUGUUUGGGGAAAAAUUCAGACAUUUCCACGCUUUAGGAGGAUGGGGAGAGCUACAGAACACGAUAAAGACUUUCGGGGAGUCCCAUCCCUUCACCAAGCUCGUGGUCGAUCUGAAGGACGUAGACCCCGAUGUGGCCUACUCCUCCAUUCCCUACGAGAAGGGCUUCGCCUUGCUCUUCUACCUGGAACAACUUCUUGGGGGACCGGAGGUGUUUCUAGGAUUCCUAAAGGCUUAUGUGGAGAAGUUUUCCUACCAGAGCGUAACCACUGAUGACUGGAAGAGUUUCCUGUAUGCUCACUUUAAAGAUAAGGUGGAUCUUCUCAAUCAAGUUGAUUGGAAUGCCUGGCUCUAUGCUCCUGGCCUGCCUCCUGUCAAACCCAAUUACGAUGUGACUCUCACGAAUGCCUGCAUCGCCUUAAGUCAAAGAUGGGUCACUGCCAAAGAGGAAGAUUUAAAUUCAUUCAGCAUCGAAGACCUGAAGGACCUCUCGUCCCAUCAGCUGAAUGAGUUCCUGGCACAGGUGCUUCAGAAGGCACCUCUUCCCUUGGGGCACAUAAAGCGAAUGCAAGAGGUGUACAACUUCAAUGCCAUUAACAAUUCUGAAAUACGAUUCAGAUGGUUACGGCUCUGCAUUCAAUCGAAGUGGGAAGAAGCAAUUCCUUUGGCCCUAAAGAUGGCAACUGAACAAGGAAGGAUGAAAUUUACACGACCUCUAUUCAAGGACCUCGCUGCCUUCGACAAAUCCCACGAUCAAGCUGUCCGCACCUACCAGGAACAUAAAGCCUGUAUGCAUCCCGUGACCGCCAUGCUGGUGGGGAAAGAUCUGAAAGUGGAUUAAGGAACUGAGUGUUGCUGAUUUCAGAAAAUUCCUUUUUUUAAGAAAAAAAAUCGAACCUAUUAAGAAAUACAAAAUUUUAGCUCUCGUUGUA